CUGCAGCUGGUUCACUUUAUGCUUGCUUCUUAAACGUGUAAAGGGGUACGGUGCGCGCGCACGCAGGGCUCUAGCGUGACCGUGCACGCUCUCACCGUGUCCCCGUCGCGCUCGUGCUCGCGCAGUCUUGAAUUUGUCCCGCGGAUGCACGCCAAAGACAAGAAGACAGCCCAACCAACAGAAGUGGACCAGUAGUCCCGUCUCUUCGGAACCACGCCAGCGAGGACAGCAGGACGCGGAGACCAAAGUGGGGAGGACAGAACGGUUCGGAACCUCCGGACCUCUUCCGAGUCGAGGGCUUGUAGGCGGAAAGGAGAGUGGGGGGACACCGGCUCCGUGUUCCGGGGCACCAAGAAGUCCGAACCGUCUUUCUGGAUGAAAAACAACAUGCUGUGACACCGCGGAGCUGCGAACCAUGGCGGGGCUCCACGCUUCUUCGGAUCCGUCGGGACAUUUUUUGGACUUGAGCCGGCCGACCGCCGCCGCCAUGGCCGCGGGGCUCGGCGGGGACACGGCAGCGCUGCCUCCGGCCGGCACGCGCCCCUACCUGGAGGUGUCCGCCGGCGCUGCCCGGGGCUACGAGGGAGUUUACAGCAAUGGGCGCUACCGGGAGCACAGCAGCCCGACGGUGGGCGCUGGCAGCCGGGAUCCGUCCGCGGAGAGGAGCCAGGGAGGAGCGAACACACCUUGCGGCAUCAUGAAGGACGGAUCCAAGCAGAAGCAGGUGAGGAAGAAGACGGUCUCCUUCAGCUCGAUGCCAAGCGACCGUAAGAUCAACAGCACGGCGGCCUGCAUGGCUUUCAUGAUGGAGGGCUGUGAGAUGAAAAAAGUGCGCUCCAACUCACGCAUGUACAACCGAUACUUCCUGCUGGAUCCGGACAUGCACUGGCUCCGCUGGGAGCCUUCCAAAAAGGACUCUGAGAAGGCCAAGCUUGAGAUCAAAAGCAUCAAGGAGGUUCGAUUAGGGAAGAAGACCCCAGUCCUUCGCAGCAAUGGCCUCUCAGAUCAGUUCCCAGAUGAAUGCGCCUUCUCAAUCAUCUACGGGGACAACUACGAGUCGCUGGAUUUGGUUGCCAGUACAGCUGAUGUGGUCAGCACCUGGGUGAUGGGCCUGAGAUAUUUGGUGUCUUAUGGCCGACACACCGUGGACAUGGUGGAAUCCAGCCAACCGAGUCUACGAACAUCUUGGAUUAGCUCUGUGUUUGAGCUGGCAGACAUGGAAAAAGAAGGACACAUAGACCUUUUCAGGGCCACUCAGAUUAUCAAGGGGCUCAAUCCUGGAAUGAAAGAGUCGAGAAUAGAACUCAAGUUCAAGGAACUCCAGAAAGAGAAAGACGAAUAUGGAGAGGCAAUUAACAUGGACACCUUUGUGGAGGGCUACUGUGAGCUGUGCACGCGCCCAGAAAUUUUCUUCUUGCUGAUGCAGUUCUCCAGUAACAAGGAGUACCUGGACUGUAAAGACCUGAUGCUUUUUGUGGAGGUGGAGCAAGGUGUAGAAGGCGUAUCGGAGGACAUGUGCAGGGAUAUGGUUCUAAAAUACGAACCAUCUUCCGAAGGCAGGGAAAAGAUUUACCUCUCCAUCGAUGGCUUUACACACUACCUCCUCUCCUCUGAGUGCCACAUCUUUGACCCCCAGCACAAACGUGUGUGCCAGGAUAUGACUCAGCCCUUGUCCCACUACUACAUCAACUCUUCACAUAAUGCCUCCCUUCUGGAAGACCACUUCUGGGGUUCGUCAGACAUCAGCAGCUACAUUCGUGUUCUCAGAAUGGGUUGUCGCAGCAUCGAGGUCAUUGUGUGGGAUGGCCCUGAUAAUGAGCCAGUGGUGUAUGUAGGUAGCUCUGUGGCUUCACAGCUUGCGUUCUCCAAGGUUUUGGAUAUCAUCAACCAAUAUGCCUUUGAGAGCUCUGAGUAUCCCCUCAUUCUCUGCUUGGUGGCUCAUUGCUCCAUCCCUCAGCAGAGGGUCAUGGCCCAACACAUGAAAAAGAUUCUAGGAGAUAAGCUAUUUGUUGAUUCCCCCAACAAAGAUGAAAACUACCUACCCUCUCCUGAGAAACUCAAGGGUAAAAUUCUCCUCAAGGGUAAGAGGCUAGAGCCCAGCUGCACUGACCCCGAGGGGGAUGUGACAGAGGAGGAAGAAGGUCUAGAGAUGUCCAGAAGGGUGGGAGUAGAUGACAGAGACCAUCUUAAUGGUUUGGGUUACAAAAGGCUCAGGCUGUGCAAGGAGCUCUCUGACCUUGUAUCUCUGUGCAAGUCAGUCCAGUUCAGAGACUUCGAGACAUCAAAAAGGGACCAAAAAUACUGGGAGAUUUGCUCCUUUAAUGAGGUGGAUGCCAACAGGUUUGCCAAUGAGUUCCCAGAGGAGUUUGUCUGCUACAACAAGCGCUUUCUCUCCAGAGUGUACCCCACACCAAUGAGGAUUGAUGCCAGCAACAUGAACCCCCAAGACUUCUGGAAGUGUGGCUGCCAGAUUGUGGCCAUGAACUACCAGACACCCGGCUUGAUGAUGGACCUCAACCUGGGCUGGUUCCGUCAAAAUGGUAACUGUGGGUAUGUGUUGCGGCCGGCCAUCAUGAGGGAGGAGGUGUCUUACUUCAGUGCCAAUGCUCGGGAUUCCUUGCCAGGGGUGUCCGCUCAGCUCCUUCACAUUAAGGUCAUCAGUGGGCAGAACCUGCCUAAGCCCCGCGGCUCUGCAGCUAAGGGUGACGUGGUGGAGCCGUACAUAUACGUGGAGAUUCAUGGCAUCCCAGCUGAUUGUGCCGAGCAAAGAACCAAGACCAUGUCCCAGAAUGGCGACAACCCCAUUUUUGAUGAGAGCUUUGAAUUCCAGAUAAACCUACCUGAACUGGCAGUCUUGCGCUUUGUGGUUCUGGAUGAUGACUACAUCGGGGACGAGUUCAUCGGUCAGUACACCAUCCCGUUUGAGUGCCUGCAGCCCGGAUAUAGGCACGUCCCCUUACAGUCUCUGACAGGCGAGUUCCUACCCAACACAACACUGUUUGUCCACGUGGCCAUCACCAACAGACGGGGUGGAGGGAAGGCCCACAAGAGAGGUAUAUCCGUCAUGAAGGGGAGGAAAGCACGGGAGUACACCAACACUAAGACCACUGGGAUCAAAGUGGUCGAUGAACUUUUCAGAGCUUCUACACAGCCGCUUAGGGAGGCCACAGACCUCAGAGAAAAUGUACAGAAUGCUAUGGUGUCCUUCAAGGAGCUCUGUGGCCUGACGCCUGCAGCCAACAUGAAGCAGUGCAUCCUGACCGUGUCCACGUGGCUGAUGAACAGCGAGCGCUCUCUGCAGGUGACUGUGGACCUGAGUGAGACCUACCCCACCAUGGAGGCUCAAGGACUUGUGCCGGAGCUGCUGCGCAAAGUUCUCAAUGCCUACGACAUGAUGAUCCAAACCAGCAGAACACUGAUCGAGUCCGCUGAUGUGGUCUACUCCAAGCUGGUUCAAGCACAACGUGCAGGUCUGGACUUCCACGAGGACCUCCAUUGCAUCGGCGCAAAGGAGGGUCUGAAAGGUCGUAAGCUGCAGAAGGCCAUGGAGAGCUACGCGUGGAACAUCACAGUGCUCAAGGGCCAGGCAGACCUGUUGAAGCAUGCAAAGAGCGAGGCCCUGGACACCCUGCGGCAAAUCCACUGUGCGGCUCAGUCCUGUGGGCUCAGUAAGAAUGGAGCCUCCUCCCCCCAGCCGCAGCCUCUUCAUCCUCACCACCCCCACCCCCUCCAUAUGCAACAGCACCACCCUCAGGCCAAGACCCCUCCACAGCAGCCUUCACUGAUGCCCCAGUCACAGACUCAAGCCCAGACCGGACCUCCUCAUUCCCCGCUGACACCCCUCCCUCUGCUUCAAAGUGUUCCAAAACCUCCAGCGUACAAUCCUCCCCCGGACCUACCCCAGUUCCAGAGAGCGGCCGGCCGUAUGGACUCCAUCUUGGAGAAGGAGGCGUUCAGCGGUGAUCCCGCGGCAACCUGCUGACCCGCAGCCUGUAUCCACAGAGACGCCAAGGGGACGGACGAGGGAGAAAGUAUGGAGGAAGUGGCGAGCGGGGACGGUAAAGAAAGGGAGAUGGAGCAGAUGAUGAUGGCGAUGAUGAUGACGGCGAGGAAGGGUCGCCGCGUGAGAAGCGAGACGCAAGUGUGAAAGGUUAGCGUUGGAGAGAGAGCUGACAAAGACAACGCGACCAGAUUGUCCACUGUCAUGCAUUUGCAUUUUAGUCCAUGUCCACACAGACACACGUGUUUCAACCAGUGUUUUUGCUCUUUUGUCCACGGGCAAUGAGUCUCAUCCGUUUCGCUUUUGUACUUUUGCCAAAAUAAAACAUGAAAAGGCUGUGCAAGUUGUAAACGUAACAUACUGCGUGUUCACUGCAAACCUUUCAAAUUUGGUAAAAACGUGUAGCGCAUCUCAAAUUUCCCUAUUUUCCUCUUAGAAUCGUCCCUCGCUACAUCUACAUCGCGCUUUGAACAUCGCUCCCUCACCCUAUCGGGUUUUUUGAAAAUGAAUGAAUGAAUUAAUGACGUCUGUUGCGUGGUGAACUAUGGACUAUUCCAUCCAUCCAUUUUCUAUGCCGCUUCUCCUCAUUAGGGUUGUGGGGGUAGGCUGGAGCCUAUCCCAGCUGACUGGUCGCCAGCCAAUCGCAGGGCACUAGGGGCUAUUAUUAGCCAAAAAAUAUUGAAGGAUAAGUUAUAUGUAGUACUCUGGUCACUAGGCAUCAGUAAUGUUACAUUGAUGAGACGUGCACUGCAUGUAGUCAGCCAUGAUAUGUCUGACAUUAAAUAGUGAAGUUCUCCUCCCAUUCCGUGUGGAAGUGGUAACUUUUUGGUGUCUUACUUUGUCCUUUGUUCCCGCUCCGUUUGAAACACUUUAGUUUAGAGUUUAGAAUAAUAAAUUCGAGGCAAACUAGUUUAAUCGCUGGCUUGCUAAGCUUAAAGCGCCGGCCGUCUCUUGCGUCCCUGCAGUGAUCCCGUAGCCGGCGCAUGAGAGUUGUAUAAAUGAGGAAUAAUAGCGGUGUGAAGGUGAAUAUAGGGGUGUUAUUUCAUGUCUACAGGGCUCUCAUAAUGGUAAAAAACGUAUUUAGAAAGCCAUAAACAAGGUUUCUAUGCUGGCUAGAUUUUAUUCAAAGUAUUAGCAAUUUCGAAAUUCAAAGUUGGUAAAUGGUAAAUGUGUUUGAGUUGCAGGAUUUAUUCGGGUGUCAAUUGGACGCAGGUGAUAAUUGAAACGAGGCUUGUUGUUUUCCAUACGUGAAACCUCUUACAUACUGUAUACAUUUUUAAACUUAAAUAAUGUUUCGGCGUGCAUGAGAAAACAUUGCUCUCUUUGACACAUGUUUUUUUAUGAGCAAGUAUAUUACUACAACGCAGCAACAACAGAACCAAUGUUGUAAUAGCGGUACAGAGCAAACUGCUCUGCCAGCAUUAAUACUGCUGUUGAGUUCAACAGUACUACAAGUGCAACACGCAUGACUUCCACACCCAUUGUGGACAUUUUAAAGCGCAUGCAGAGGUAGACAAAGCUGCUGGAUGCUGACCACUCAUCUAUCUUGUAGCGUUAAUUAAAAAAAAAAAAAAAACAUCAGGAGGUUGCUUACGGUCACAGCUGUUAAUUCCAACGUGUUUUCCACCACGGCGGUUAGACCACACCGGGCAACAAAAGGAAACUCUGCAGUUAAGACUUUAAUUUGACAAUUUACAAUAUUUUCCUUCCCCCCCCUUGAUUUGUCUGUGUUCUUGUGCGUUUUCCUCAAAUGCGCCCGUACGCUUGGGGGCUAUAGCGCCACCUGUUGCUUUGGUCACCUGCAAAUGCACUGGCUUGUGUCCUGUUUUUUCAAAUACCGUUGGCUGUGUGGACGGAGCUUUAGUUUCGCGCUCCUCGUCGUCUUCUUCAGCUCUCUCCAAAGUUCUCCCUUGUCUCUCCCUCUUGGAGCGACACUUUGAUUUUUUUUCCCAAGCACCUCCACUUUCUAUCCUCUGUGGGUACAGGCUGCACCUCAUGACUGCUUUUCAUUGGAUCACACUUUGCCUUUGGACACGCCUCCAGUUUUUUUUAAUUUGUAUUUCUACACAUUUUUUGGGCUUUUCCUCUUCCUCUGGCAUCCUUCUUCACAGCAUUUUUAAAUAAUAUUGAUUCCUGGAGUGGCACACCCUCCCCAGGGAGGGUUUGGGCCUCUCUCCAGGAACCAAGCCCAGUUUCCCUAUUUUGUUCUUCAACCUGCGAUCGACAUUUUUCAACCAUCAGAAAUGAAUUACCAGGAUUUGAACUCCUCUUUUUAUGAGUUCUCCUCCAGGGGGCGAUGUUGCCCCACCCAACCACAACUGGAAAACUGCCCUUUAAAUGUCGAGGGUCACCACAGAGUAUCGUGAAUCUAGAUGUAAACUCAUUUCAAAUGUAAGAAGGGAUGCUAUAUAUAGAUAUAUAGAUAUAUAUAUUGCCAUAAGGACGGGUGUAGACAUGAAUGAUUCUAAUUAUCGUUAGUUGUAUGGAUAUUCUAACUUUUUUAACUAUUAAUUCCACAUAUGUGAUUGUUUGGACACCCGGCGCACUUUAAGCACGUGGGACUGCAAUGAGGGAUUUACGGGUUAGCGCCACAGCGCCAGGGUCCAAAAAGGUAAUGAUGCUGAUCAUUUGAAACAGGUGUGUAUCACUGCAAAACGCGUGUGGAUUCUGUCAUAGUGACCCAUUAAAAGCGGCGUCAUUGUUUA
Molecule: messenger RNA, 6705 nt
Organism: Dunckerocampus dactyliophorus (ringed pipefish)
Lineage: Eukaryota; Metazoa; Chordata; Actinopteri; Syngnathiformes; Syngnathidae
Gene: plcl5
Product: phospholipase C like 5
Exons: 6
Coding region: 416-3982 (1188 amino acids)
Biological process (GO): intracellular signal transduction; lipid metabolic process
Molecular function (GO): phosphatidylinositol-4,5-bisphosphate phospholipase C activity
Source: RefSeq, a predicted model, not a curated record